GGCGGAUGCUACCUCUGAACUUCACUGCUUAGGUGGAUUUGACAUCCAAGACGUGUCUACUGCAAAUGCGACGAGAUGAGAGCUAGCGUUGGCUACCUUUUAAAAAUUCCCAAACUCGCUCGCUUUCCGCUUCCAUAGUUAUCUCUGGAGUUGUUUCCAGUUAAAUAAUUGUAACGUUAGUCUUGUAGAAAGGCCUUCAAGUGUGACAGAGACUUCAACUGCAGUGAAAAUGGAUUGAUCCAUGCUGCUGGAAAGCCAUGAAUGGAUUGAGGUGCGGAUGCUAGCGUUAGCCGGCUAGCCAUGGAGGGAGCUAGAGGAGCUUGUGACUUUGUAUCGUUAGCCUCUAUUCAGUAAAAUGAGUUGAUAUUAGUCAUUCACCGACCAAACGUGUUCAAUCCACGCAUGUAAAUCUUAUUAAAGUGCACCAGUGCUAUGCUGCGCACACGCCCUGGAUAUGUCAGCUGUCCUGCACAUACCGCAGACACCCAGUUGGCUGUCAUUAGAUCCCAUUCUACUCUGAAGCAGGAUUAUUCCCUUUGCAGCGAAGAACACAGGCUAGACUGCACCCUAAUAUGCUAAACUAAUCAUUUUCAAAUGUUUUAUCUUAAACCAAAUACAGUCAGUUUUAGAUUGGUGUCACAUUUAUUGACUGGCACGGAGAGGAUUUAGAUUAAACUUUGCUUAAGUUGCAGGCACCCUUGUUGUCAGUUGGACUAGUGGGUGAUCCCUCCUGAGUUGUAUGGGAGACAGUGUUGGCUGUAGCAGGACUGUUGUAGGUCAAAGAUGGGAGGUUCGGUGUCUUGCUGCAUCUCUCCCAGAGAGAGUCCCAAGAUCCACAGGAGAGAGGUGGAGCUGGAGGAGUGUCCCAUUACCACCACUGAGGAAGUGAGCGAGGACACUGGGACAUACCUGCAGCACAUCAGCGACAGGGAGCUCCCGGAUGAGUUGGCCCAAGAGACCAACCCAUCAGACCACCCCAGAGCCAGCACCCUCUUCCUCAACAAGUCUCAGACGGACGUGCGUGAGAAGAGGAAAAGCAACUACUUGAAUCAUCAGAUGUCCCCUGGGCUGCUGACAAAAAAGUACAGUUCCUGCUCAACGAUAUUCCUCGAUGAUAGCACAGUGAGCCAGCCCAACCUCAAGAGCACGAUCAAAUGCGUCGCAUUGGCCAUGUACUAUCACAUCAAAAACAGAGAUUCAAACCGCUCGCUGGAUAUAUUUGAUGAGAAGAAGCAUCCUCUGACGCGAGAAAAGGUUCCGGAUGACUACGCUGUGGUGGACCCAGAACACAAACUAAUCUACCGCUUCAUACGAACGCUGUUCAGCUCUGCGCAGCUCACUGCGGAGUGCGCUAUCGUCACUCUGGUGUACCUGGAAAGGCUGUUGACGUACGCUGAGAUGGACAUCUGUCCUUGUAACUGGAAGCGGAUUGUUCUCGGUGCCAUCCUGUUGGCCUCCAAAGUCUGGGACGACCAGGCUGUGUGGAACGUCGACUACUGCCAGAUCCUCAAAGACAUCACAGUGGAGGACAUGAAUGAGAUGGAGCGUCACUUCCUGGAGUUGCUCCAGUUCAACAUCAACGUCCCAGCCAGCGUCUAUGCCAAGUAUUACUUUGACCUGCGCUCACUUGCCGACGACAACAACCUCAGUUUCCCUCUGGAGCCGCUGAGCAACAAGCGGGCCCAAAAACUGGAGGCCAUCUCCAGGCUGUGCGAGGACAAGUACAAAGACCUGAGUAAAUCGUCUAUGAGGAGGUCCGCCAGUGUCGACAACAUGGUUGGAAUCAAGAACUCCAAUGCUGUUCUGUCCUAAGUCUGCGGCGGAGGUGGAGAAACGGGCUUAGAGUGAAGUUACAGGAUACGACGCCAAGAAUUCAAGACCGCAUUCGCCAAGAGACCCUUCCAAAGUAGAUAAUAUCAGUAACCGAAAAGUAGUGGACUUUGUGGAGGAAGAAAAGAGCUUUAACCUACAAUAUCUCUAAAGUAUAAUGAAUCCAGACGAUGUUCAUUACAAAGAACUUCAGCUAUCUGCCGUUUUAAAGCAUGAUCAUUUCAUGAAAUAUUUUGCACACACAUUACUUUUCAAAUGGACGUGUAACUUUGGAAGGAAUCUGCAUGAAAAGGCUUUCUGAACUGAGGACCUUCUCUUACUUUCACAUCAGCCGACCCUUUUGAGGAGUCCUUUCUCUGGCCCUCUCCCCUCACCUUUAGUCACAUGAUGACAGUCUCGAACUACCCCGUGGAGUAGUUCUGCACAUGGACAAAGAGUAGACUUUGUUUUGCUUACUAUGUAGGCCCCUAUAGCUGUGAAAUGUACAAGACUUUAUUUAAUUCAAAUAAACUUUCAGUCGCUGUUUAAAGUCGAGGCUGCUUAGAUGGGA
Molecule: messenger RNA, 2380 nt
Organism: Cottoperca gobio
Lineage: Eukaryota; Metazoa; Chordata; Actinopteri; Perciformes; Bovichtidae
Product: cyclin-Y-like protein 1
Exons: 10
Coding region: 784-1812 (342 amino acids)
Biological process (GO): regulation of cyclin-dependent protein serine/threonine kinase activity
Molecular function (GO): protein kinase binding
Source: RefSeq, a predicted model, not a curated record